AUGGUUAAAGAUAUAGAAAGUUUUAUUUCACAUUAUGAAGGAAUAGUGUGGGAUCUUGAUAAAGAGGCAACUGGUGAAAUUACAUUGGAUGAGCUUGUUACUUAUAUAAAGAGUUUUAAAGAAAUUGAAGAUCCGAAAUUAGUUGCAUUAACAAUAUUUUCAUCUUUAGAUUUAAACGAUGAUAAAAAAAUUUCUUUACAAGAAGUAGAUACCCAUAAAUUAAAAAUGGAAGCUCAAAUCGUUGAAGAAAAUAUUAAAGAUGGCAUUAAAUAUAUGUUAGAUGACUAUGAUGGAAAUAAUGAUGGUAAAAUCACUUGGGAUGAAGUUUUUAAUGGCUUUAGAAAAUAUGUCAGAGGUACAGAAAUUUGUGUAUAUAAGACCAAUAAAAUCUUCAGCAAUUAUGAUAAAAAUUCAGACAAAGUAAUAACUACUGAAGAACUUAGAAAUUAUUAUACAAAAUUUUUCGAAUAA
Molecule: messenger RNA, 471 nt
Organism: Dictyostelium purpureum
Lineage: Eukaryota; Evosea; Eumycetozoa; Dictyosteliales; Dictyosteliaceae
Exons: 4
Coding region: 1-471 (156 amino acids)
Molecular function (GO): calcium ion binding
Source: RefSeq, a predicted model, not a curated record